GACGCGACGGCUUUGAUGUCGCUGCCAAUGAAUUCGCUGUAUUCGCUCACCUGGGGCGAUUACGGCACCAGCCUCGUAUCGGCCAUCCAAUUGUUGCGCUGCCAUGGCGACCUCGUCGAUUGCACGCUGGCCGCCGGCGGGCGGAGUUUUCCCGCCCACAAGAUUGUCCUAUGCGCCGCCUCCCCCUUUCUACUGGAUUUGCUCAAGAAUACACCAUGCAAGCAUCCAGUAGUAAUGUUGGCCGGCGUGAAUGCCAACGAUCUGGAGGCGUUGCUGGAGUUUGUGUACCGCGGCGAGGUGAGCGUGGACCACGCUCAGCUGCCGUCGCUUCUGCAGGCCGCCCAGUGCCUCAACAUCCAGGGACUGGCUCCGCAGACAGUGACCAAGGACGACUACACCACGCACUCGAUCCAGCUACAGCACAUGAUCCCGCAACACCACGACCAGGACCAACUGAUUGCCACGAUUGCCACGGCCCCACAGCAGACGGUGCACGCCCAGGUGGUGGAGGACAUCCAUCACCAGGGCCAGAUCCUUCAGGCAACGACCCAGACCAACGCAGCAGGACAACAGCAGACCAUUGUGACCACGGACGCGGCUAAACAUGACCAGGCAGUAAUUCAGGCAUUCCUCCCGGCACGCAAGCGCAAACCGCGCGUUAAGAAAAUGUCACCUACGGCUCCGAAAAUAAGCAAAGUUGAAGGAAUGGACACGAUCAUGGGCACACCAACCUCCUCACACUCUGGAUCCGUGCAGCAGGUGCUCGGCGAAAAUGGAGCCGAAGGCCAGCUGCUAUCAUCCACACCGAUCAUUAAGAGCGAAGGACAAAAGGUAGAGACAAUUGUGACUAUGGACCCCAACAACAUGAUACCGGUAACUUCGGCCAAUGCGGCAACUGGCGAGAUCACGACGGCACAGGGAGCCGCAGGCUCAUCCGGAGGCAACACGAGCGGCGGAACAUCCACGCCAAAGGCUAAACGCGCUAAACAUCCGCCCGGAUCAGAAAAACCCCGUUCCCGGUCGCAAUCGGAACAACCUGCUACGUGCCCCAUUUGCUAUGCUGUCAUUCGUCAAUCGCGGAACCUGCGGCGCCAUCUCGAGCUGCGGCACUUUGCCAAGCCGGGCGUGAAGAAGGAGAAGAAAAGUAAGUCCGGUAACGAUACCACCCUAGACUCCAGCUUGGAGCUGAACACCACGGCAGAGGGCGACAACACAGUGGGCAGUGAUGGACCAGGCGGAGCGGGAUCAGCAGGAGGAGCAUCAUCCGCAACCAGUGGCAAAAAGUCUAGCAACGGAUCCAGCGGCUCGGGAUCGGGUGGCAGUGGGCCACUGAGCUCCAGCGGCAGUGUGCCCCAGGUGCAGACGGUGCAGUCCCUGCACACGCUGCAAGGUGUACAGGUCAAAAAAGAUCCAGAUGCCCAACAGCAGCAACAGCAACAGCAGCAGCAGCAACAACAGCAGCAACAGCAACAACAGCAGGCAAUGGCUGUGGGCGGCUCGGCGGGCGGACAAGUGCAACAGCAACAAGUGCAGCAGGUGCAGCAGCAGCAAGUCCAGCAGCAGCAGCAGCAACAGUUACAACAUCACCAAAUCAUAGACGCCUCGGGCAACAUAACAACGGCAACGACGAGCGCUCAAGCGGCGGCUGCCGCUCAACAACAGGCGGCCGGUCAACAACAACAACUAGUGGCUCAAUCCGCCGAUGGCAGCGAAAGUGGAGCACCGCUUUCGAUUGCCCAGGUGCAGACGCUGCAGGGUCAUCAGAUCAUAGGCAAUUUAAAUCAGGUGAAUAUGACUGACUUCCAACAACAACAACAGCAGCAGCAGCAGCAACAACAGCAGCAACAGCAACAACAACAACAACAACAGCAGCAGCAACAGCAAACACAACCACAACAGACGCUCUGAUCGGACCGCAAUCGUAGAUCCACCAUGUACUAUUCUAUAUAAUUAUUGUUAAUUUGGGUUUUUGCUAAGCGCUUUAAAUAUUCUCUCGGCGGAAUGCGUAGACAAAUUCUAAAUUAAUUGGAAAGAGCCAAAAUAUGGUACCUUUAGUUGUUUACAAUUUUGUUAUACAAUUUUUAUGACUUUAAAUGUUGAUUUCCCCUUAUACAAUUAAUUUUGUUGCUAUUAGCUAUGCUUAAAUGCGCUAUGGUUAUUGGUAAUUGUGUGCAUAUCUUAUAGUUUCACUAAUGUCCCAAUGCUGGAGGAUCUCAAGUCGGAUUGAAAUCCUUCAGAUCAGUGAAAGUCGAUUGAUCGCAGGCCCUCUUGUUCAUCAACAGAUUUUGGCCUCGAGCAAUUGCGCCUUGUCUCGGAAGCAAUAUAGUUAAAUAUAAAUACACUUAGGUAGCUUAAAAAAAAAUUUUGAUUUACAACAAUCUACUUAAGUAGCUCAAAUGAGAGCUCGCUCAAGAGGGUUUCCAAAUAACCCCAAUCUGUGUCUGCCCACCAACAACCACUCAAUUAAUCAAUCAAUCCCUUACACUUUCUGGCUUUUGUUUUUUAUUUAAGAACUCUGUGCUUUAAGUUUUAAUCAAAACAAUUUAAUAUGUAUAUUUCAUAAUUUAAAUAGUUGAAAAUUUUUCUUUAUUUUUAGACCCUUUGCAAUAAUUUGGAUAAAUGGAAUAUAACUUUUCGCAAUAUUGAUUUAAUUAUGUAAAUUGAAACGCAAGGAUAUAUUCCAUCUACCUGAAGUUGUCAACUUAUUGUUAGUCUUUUUAAAUACUUAAAUAAAAUAUAAUUUUAUUUAAAACCAAAAAAAAAAAAAUCAAGUAAAAUAAACCAACAACU
Messenger RNA from Drosophila elegans, 2790 nucleotides. Its product is annotated as transcription factor GAGA. NCBI's taxonomy places the organism in Eukaryota, Metazoa, Arthropoda, Insecta, Diptera, Drosophilidae. Gene Ontology annotation, biological process: regulation of transcription by RNA polymerase II. The coding region runs from base 16 to 1908 and encodes 630 amino acids. Gene Ontology annotation, cellular component: nucleus. Gene Ontology annotation, molecular function: protein binding. The transcript is spliced from 5 exons. The record is from RefSeq and is a predicted model, not a curated record.